This is a messenger RNA of Endocarpon pusillum Z07020, 3294 nucleotides long. RefSeq lists its product as uncharacterized. The record is from RefSeq and is a predicted model, not a curated record. The transcript has 2 exons. The coding region runs from base 1 to 3294 and encodes 1097 amino acids. Lineage: Eukaryota; Fungi; Ascomycota; Eurotiomycetes; Verrucariales; Verrucariaceae.
AUGGCCCUAAUCCUCUGGAUUGUGACGCCCUUGCAGAGUGGUAUCUUCAGAGUAGCUUCGGCUACAAUAGCGCAUAACGUGUCAGUCUCGCCGCCCGCGCGAUUGUUAGCCCCACCUCUGCAAGCAAACCUUCUCAAUGCGAAACUGCAUAGCACGGCAUACGGUGUGACAUGGCUAGGACAGACCCUACCGCCCUUUACUACGCGGCAGUUUGCUCUUGCUCCUUUCUCCUGGCGCGGUCUGGAAUUAGCCGCCAAAAAUGCUACUCUAAUGGGGAACACGACCCUCUACGGUACGGAUCUAAACUGUUCAACCCCAGCUUCUGUCGAUGCUGUACAGGGCGAGGGUGGUGAUGUCUUCGUGGUUGAUGAUGGCCAAGGCUGCAGGCAAAAGGCUGACAUCAGCUCUACACUCGGAAAUGGCAGCCAAAAUGGCCAUCAGAAAAUGGUCUGCAACAAAUACUUCAUCGUGUGGAAAGAGAACGAGUCACCUAAAGACCCUUCUGCCCUAGUUACCAGGCUUUGCAAGAUCAAAUACUAUUCGCAGCCAGUACAGGCAAACGUGUCUAUCCCCGAGGGAAGAGUCUUACAGACUUCGGUCCUUGGACCACAGACUGCUCUACCCACGGAUGUAUUUGAUGCCACGUUUCUAGAAUCUAUUAUCUCGCGGGGUAUCGCACCAGGUACCGGAAAAAAUUAUACAUCUCUACAACAAAAACCACCUCGUCCAUUUGAUGUCGCGGAAGAUACACUAUUGGCACAAGGAUUUCGACUAUCACAAAGAGGAUACCCGCCAUUAGCUUCACCUCUCGCCGGCAUUGCGAUAGGCGGGCAGGAUCUUCCCUUUGAGGCUUUCAUUAACAAUACAGAGGCCAUCGAUGCUGCCUUUCGCAGUGCCCAUCAACUGUUUUUCGCCUUAGCGGUGAGCACCGUAAUCACACCGUCUAUAUCGUCUGAGACAUCUUCGUCCGCCAUCCACACCUUUUCCAUUCGAAGUGUGCAACUUGUCCCUACUGUCACGCGCACAGUCCAAGCAUUUAUGGGGUUGGUCGCUUUACUGAUUGCCGCUCUUGCUGGCAUCUACUACAACAUGUUCCUACCGUUCGAAUCUGAUCCUACUUCGAUCGCAUUUCUAGCAGCCCUAGCAUCAAAUCGCAAUGUCCUCAAUUACUUCAAGUCUUUAGAUAUGGAGAAGCAUUAUGUCUCUAGCUUAGAGCACCGGCAAGCUAUAUUACGAAACCGCGAUGGGGCGCUCUCCUUGUCACUGGACUCGAUCGGCGAUGAGCAACACAUUGACAAUGUGACGGAGGGCAGCAAGCUCAAUGCAAUUGGGCUGGGAGGAGGCAAGUAUCUGAAGAGCCACACCCUAUGGCCCAGCGAACUCAAGCUCCCUACGGGCAUUGUGAUUGCGCUGGGUCUCUUCCUUGCAUUGGCCGCACUUGUAUUUUUGGAGACAUGGACACGUAUUUACCAAGGAUUACCGCUCCCUUUUAAGAGAACAGUCGCUCAGCAAAUUAUUCUGUAUUACAUACCAACAGUCUUUGGCACCUUCCUGGAGUCUUUUCUCGUUGUGGUGUGCCGCUAUCUCUGCUUUCUUCAGCCAUUUGAAGACCUAAGGAGAGGAUCUGCAGAAGCGUCCAGAACACUUCUACAGAAAUAUACAUCUCUGCCGCCACAGCUGAACCUCAUCGUGGCUAUUCGGAAUCGACACUUUCGGCUUGCGAGUCUAAGUUCUGUGGCCAUUCUAGCGAAUAUACUCACCAUAGCCUUGAGCGGUGUAUUCAUCGUUCGGGAGACCAUGAUACCUACAGAUUUCGAUACCACUCAAUCUUGCUUGCCCGCCUUAAAUAUGUCGGUAAUCAAGGCCUCACAGAGCUUCGAGACAAGCACGGCGUCAGUUGCAGGGAUUAGUGGUGAGCCAUUUCAGGUCUUGCUGUCAAGCAUUACGGCAGGCACUCCAUUGCCACCCUGGACUACGAAUGAGCGCUUCUAUCUUCCAGUCAAUCUCCCAUUUACCCAGAAUGAAACGUUGAGUUACCGCUUGACCACGUUAGGGUUCGAAGGUUUCACUGAUUGUAGUGUCCUUACGGAAUUUCAGGGUAAUCAUACCUACAACUUUUUUUUGAAUUCAGAUGCUACACAAAUUGGGUUUCACACAACGGAGUUUUUCUCCAAUGGUACAAAGGCAGAGUGCUUCGCUCCUAUGGCGAUGACAGAUGACACCGUGAUCUUCUCCGACGGGAAUCACCCCACUACUCAAAUAUUUGUGUCUGGGAACCCUGUAGGGCAGAACGCGCUUGAGACUUUCUUGCAUCCCAUACCGGGCUUCAGCAGGGAAUAUAAGAACAAGUUUGCUUGUGCACAUCAGUUUCUUGGACUAUGGGCUAGGGCAAAUAUCUCUCUUAGUGACAGGCUUGCUAUUGUUAAUACGCCAGCGACAACCGAAAACCUUGGUUUGACGACAAGUCCCACAGCGAACACGACCUCAGUAUCACUCGAAAAAUUGGUUUUGGUCUGCAAACCACGCGGUUAUGCCGCCAGUUACAAUCUUACAGUCAGUCCACAGGGCCACGUGCUGAGUGCCAUCGAGUUGCCCAAUUCCAGCUUUGUCAUGAGCAGUACAAUCUCGGACGGAGUCUUCGAGCAAUUGGAAUAUCUCUUUUCAUACCCUGACGACUUGCUAACAUGGCACAAAGACGUUCGAGCAAGAUACUGGAUGUCCUUCUUUGUCACAAAAUUCACCGAAUCUGACGCGUUGAUCGAUCCUACUAAGCCCCUACCGGAUGGUAUCGAGCUAGGAUAUCAUGUGAGCGCUGUGUUUAGGCGUCUUUUUGCUGUGGUUCUAGCUAUCAACAAGGAUGCCUUUGUGAGAUCCCAAGAGCCUAUCAAGAUUAUAGGCCAGAAAGUCACUGUCGUCAAUCGCAUAUUUCUCUCUGGUGUCAUGUACAAAAUUGCUGUUGUGAUUCUUUGUGUGGACAUUUUGGUUAUCUUGAACGUCUACUUGAGGAUGCCGAAGCCAUUUCUGCCGCGAAUGCCUACAAGCAUUGCGAGCAACAUUGCCUUGUUCGCCGCUAGCCACUUUGCUCAAGAGCUUGCUGAAGAGGCUGAACUGGGCACUGCGCCGGAAGAACUUGUCGAGCAUCUGAAGAAUAGUGACAGGAGGUUCGGCUUUGGCAAGUUUGUUGGCACUGAUGGUCAUGUCCACCUUGGCAUUGAAAGAGAACCAUUCGUGCACUCACUGGUGAAUAGCGAGGGUAUAAGACGAAGAUCGAAGUGGAAGGUCUGGCAGCUCUGA